AUGAGAGCCGCUUCUCCGCUGGCGUUGACGCCCCUGCUCCUAGUGGCAUCAUUAGCGAGCGUGGCGGACGGGUCCUUGGGAAUAAAUACUGCCGGAGCAAGACCGCCAGCGAUCAGUUCAGUGUGGACACGGCGGCGCGAUUCACACCCAUCCAGAGUGGGUUUGCAUAGGAAGCACUUGUCCUUGGACCUGGUGGCGCGGCUGAGGGGAGGGGUGAAACGUGCUACGGUGAAAGCAGACGACGAGGACGAUGACGCGGAUGAGAACGACGACGCGGACGCAGGACCUGGGGCUCUGUCGGCUCUGACGGGAGUCUUCAAAAAUAUGCCACCGGCAACACGAGCAUACGUCCUUUUGCUGAUGGUCAUCACCGCGGUGGACGUAUCCGUCGGUAAGGCCAUCGACUCGGGCAACACCUUUUCCAUGGAUUGGGGAAGGACUGUGAAGGGAUUGGAGCUGUGGCGGCCUCUCACGUCGCUCGUCUACCUCGGGCCUCUGUCGAUGAGCUGGCUGACGAACGUGUACUUCCUGACACAACACGGCACUCGGUUGGAACUGGUUAGCGGGACGGCGGAGCAAGUAAUAUUCCUCCUCGUCGUGGGCUCUUUGCUGCUGUUCUUGGGGCCAUUGAUUGGCAUGCCGUUGUUGUCCACCUCCAUGGUGGCUGCGCAUACGUACGUGUCUGCGAGGAUGGAUCCUUUAGGGGCCGUGCAGUUCCAGUUCCUCAGGAUUCCUAUGUGGACGCUGCCGUUCGCACAAAUGGGAGCCGCAGUGCUCCAGGCGGAGGGGAGCCCGUUGGCAGCCAUUCCUCAUUUCGUGGGGAUCUUGUGCGGUCACGUGUACCACUUCUUCACUGUGGUGCACCCGCUGAUGGGGGCCAAGCGUCGUCUGGGAGCUCCAGGGUGGAUGAAGAGGCGCUUGGACGGUGGGGACAACCCUAACUUCAUGGAGACGCCAGACGAACCCGCAGCACCACGGGGACGAAAAAUUGGCGCCGGCAAAAAGACGGCCAGCAAGAGCAAGACCAGAGGGACCUCCAAAUCGGGAUCGAGCGGCAGCAAGAAGGGUGGCGGCAAAGCUAGACCAGUACCAGAUUUCCCUACAGCCGACGGGGGCUGUUCGUAGAAGGAGGAUGACAGUGUGUCAACCACGUUAGACCAAGCAAUUGCGAGGAAAUAUAUCCAUGGUUCUGCGUGGAGGCGUUUAUGUAUGGAAGAAGCUCAGCUCGACGUUGGCAUUUUUUCGUGCUAUUUCUACGGCGUAGUGUGGUCCUGUAGUCCACACGCUGGGUCAUAAAAGGCCGCGAAAAUCUUGGCGAGCCACAUAUGUCUACGUCUUUCUGUGUGUUAUCGUUGGUGCAUGUCACGUAUAUUGCCGUGACUAUCAUGAAAGAGUUAAGAUUGUGC
Messenger RNA from Ectocarpus siliculosus, 1406 nucleotides. NCBI's taxonomy places the organism in Eukaryota, Phaeophyceae, Ectocarpales, Ectocarpaceae. The record is from the annotation of a GenBank genome assembly.